Kalmanozyma brasiliensis GHG001 is the source of this 1050-nucleotide messenger RNA. RefSeq names its product DnaJ. Gene Ontology annotation, cellular component: cytoplasm; nucleus. NCBI's taxonomy places the organism in Eukaryota, Fungi, Basidiomycota, Ustilaginomycetes, Ustilaginales. The record is from RefSeq and is a predicted model, not a curated record. Gene Ontology annotation, molecular function: heat shock protein binding. The transcript has 2 exons. The coding region runs from base 1 to 1050 and encodes 349 amino acids.
AUGGACGAGGAAGAUCCCGGUCUGCAGUUCUUCCCAGACGGCAACGUCGACCUCUACGGCACGCUCGGCGUAACCAAAGAAGCAACGCAGGAAGAGAUCAAGAAGGCAUACAAGAAACUCGCUCUCAAGUUCCACCCAGACAAAGUCCUCUCGAAUACCACCUCGGGCGGCGGCGAGGAUGCCAUUCAGCAAUUUCAAAGGAUCGGCUUUGCCUACGCCGUGCUCUCCGACGAAGUUCGCCGACGCAAAUUCGACAACACAGGCUCGACGAAGGAGCUGAUGAUCGGCGAGGGUGAUGGCGAUUUCGACUGGAAUGAAUACUUCAAAGAGCUCUGGACGGGCGAGGUAUCGCGGCAGACGCUCGACGAGUUCAAGAAGAAGUAUCAGAACUCUGCCGAGGAGAAGGAGGACAUCCUCGAAGCGUACAACGAGACCGAGGGAGACUUCGCUGGCAUCUUCGAACAUGUACCCUGCAGCGAGUUCCUCGCAGACGAAACCAGAUUCAUCAAAAUCAUCGACGAGGCGAUCAAGGCAGGGGACAUCAAGGCGACCGCCACCUGGAAGCGCACGAAGAAGGACGAAGCGGGGCGAAAGGCGUUGCGUCAAAAAGCGCAGGGCGAGGCGGCGGAAGCGGAGAAGCUGGCAAAGGAGCUGGGUGUCUGGGACGACCUCUUUGGCUCCGGCAAAGGCAAGGGCAAGCCUGCUCGCGGAUCCAAGGCGACAUCAGACGCCAAUGGCGCCAAGAGCAGCAAAGGCGCCAAGUCGAAAGCCAAAGUAGAUGAUGGCGACGACGACCUCUCAGGACUGGCAGCUCUGAUUCAGCGCAAGAACCAAAACCGCGUCUCGCAGUUUGACGACAUGAUCGCCAAACUCGAAGCCAAAGCAGGCGUCAAGGAGAAGCGGCCCAGCGACGAAGAGUUUGACCGCAUUCAGGCCGAGAUGAUGGCGAGGAAGAAUGGAGGCAAGGAGAACCGGGGUGGUGACAAGAAGCGCGCUUCUGCUGGGUCUUCUGCAGGGGCGGGAUCGUCCAAGAAGAAGAGCAAGAAGUGA